AUGCCCAUUUAUAAAGAAGAUGAGGACCAAUCCCAGAUAAAGCAAGAGAAAGAACAUGAUUAUCAGGAGAAGAGUGUAGAUGACUUGGACAUAGAGGAAGCCAGAAUCAGAGGAAUGUCUCUGGAUUCACCAAGAGAUUCUGGUAAUCGUACUCCAGAUUAUGAUAAAAUACAGGAGGAAGAAAAGGUCUAUGGAAGAAAGAUUGAUGCCUAUUCCUCAGAAGAAGAAGAUCUUAAUGGUCCUGACAGUACAAUUGUGGAGGUUGAGAAUGAUGAAGAUCUUCAAAAAGCUGCCAUGACAAUUAAGAUUAAAAAGGGCAACAGCCAAUCAUCAGGUGAAAAAUCUCGAAAAGAUCAAAUUAAAGAUGUCAAACACAGCCAGAUGAAGACUAGCAAAUCAGCCCCUUCAAAUACACCUGGAGGUGGAAAGAAAAAGACACCAGAAACCAGGAAAAAAACAGCAGAAUCAUCUGAUUCAGAAGAACUGACUCCACGACGACAGCAAGUCUUGACUCCACUAUCCACAGAUCAAAAAUCUAGGACACCUAGUCCACAAAAUAAACCUGGAUCUCCAAUUCACAAACAUCUUGAGGGUCAAACCAAAUCCAAAGGUUCUCCAAAGAAGGAGUCCAAACCUGCUUCACCUGUUAAAAAACCAAGCCCAGUGACUUCACCUGAACUUCUCCACACUGUUUGGGAUGAGGAGUCUGAAGUCGUCCAGUCUCCUGAUGAAGAUUGGAACCAAAAGAGGCAGAACUUCAGCGAACAAAUAAUGAAAGAGUUUGGAAAAAAGGCAGAAGACUCAACCUACAUGGCCGAUGAUGAAGACACAGAGAGAACUGAACAAAGCCUGGACAGAGGAACAUCCGAGGCUAGAAAUGAACGUGUUGCAGGGGCCAUUAUUGAUACUUUUGGAAAAGAUGCAGAACAAAAUGAAGAGGCUAACUCUCCUUCUAAGUUGCCACUCAUUGCAGAAGCUAUUCUUAAAAAUUUUGGGAAUGAUCCAAAAGUAUAUGAUGACGAUAGCCAGAAACGUGUAGCCAGCGCUAUUAUUGAUACUUAUGGGAAAGAUUCAGAAGCUGCUAAUGCUCAAUCUAAAGAUCAACGUAUCACUGGGGCUAUAAUUGACACUUUUGGACAAGAUAAAGAAGGUGAUGCUCAAGAAGGGAAUAUUGCAGAUCAGAUACUGAAGCAAUUUGGAGGAAAUUUGGAAAGUGAGCAUGACUCUAGUCAAAAAAUCAAUAAUGAAGACUCUCAACAACUGGAUCCAGAAAAGCAUAAAAGAAUUGCUGACGAAAUGCAGAAGCAUUUUGGACAAGAUCCAGUGAAGCCAAAUCUUGAAGAAGACCAGCCCACUAGUGGACGAAUUAGUGAGGAGAUUUUAAAACAGUUUGGAGGAAAAGAUAAAAAUGAGAGAGUUGCAGAAGAGAUAGUGAAACUUUAUGGACAGGAUAAGGACAGUUCUUCUGAUAAACCGAAAAAAUCAAUCAGUGAAAGUAGGGAAUGGAGAAAAGAAACAGAAGUUAAACAAACAAAAAAUGAACAACGGCCUUUAGGAUCAAAUGACCAAAAUUCGGAAUCCACAACAUCCACUGAAAAGGAAAUUCUGGCCAGGAAAAGAGAAUCUCAAGAAUUUUUUCAGCCUGCUAUUGAAAAAAAAUAUCAGCAACAAGAAGCAACGAAAUCAAAAAUAAGUAUCUCUUCAAAAAGUGAGGAAGAAAAAACAAAUUUGAAAUCUAAAUCUCUGACAGUAGAGAGUUCCGAACUGUCCACUUCUACCCAGAGUUCAGCUAUAACACCUGACACCACAACCGAGCCCACCACAACUCAGGAGUCAUCCACAGCAACCAAAACUGAGAGCUCAACAACCAAACCAACAACAUCUGUCUCUGAUUCUGAAGAUACUAGCUCUGAUUCCGAUUCUGACACAACUUCUGAAAGUGAUUCUGAGAGUUCUUUGACUAGCAGCAGUUCUAGCGAUAAUGACACAGCAACCAACACUAAUACCAGUGCCAGAACACCACGACCACCAGACAAUGGGGUCAAAACGGAACAGAAACAGCAAAAUAUUGAACCAGGCCAAACAAGCGAUGCAACUGUGACUAAUAAAGAAAGUGAAGCCAAUGAAGACCAAAAUAAGGAAGGAUCAAAAGAAACCAAUGUAAAACCCAUUAAGUCUGUGACUUUCAGGAAUACUCCGGAACCGUUCACAUACCAUGUCAGCGACACUGAGAGUGAAAAUAUGCAAUAUGGAGGGAAUGAUCCAGAUCAAGUUGGAGAUGGGGAACCUGGACAACGACCUGCUACCUCUAUGAACACAAGCGUUAAAUUACACGGUGGUAGUAUUAAACACUUGCUACAAGAUGAGAACGAUAUACAUUUGGACAGUAUCUCUUUAGAUAAACAUCAG
Lottia gigantea (owl limpet) is the source of this 2409-nucleotide messenger RNA. RefSeq lists its product as hypothetical. Lineage: Eukaryota; Metazoa; Mollusca; Gastropoda; Lottiidae. The record is from RefSeq and is a predicted model, not a curated record. The annotation marks the transcript as partial. The transcript has 8 exons.